This is a messenger RNA of Blepharisma stoltei, 699 nucleotides long. The record is from the annotation of a GenBank genome assembly. Lineage: Eukaryota; Ciliophora; Heterotrichea; Heterotrichida; Blepharismidae.
AUGGACAGUAAUGAAAAUGAAGUGCAGUAUAGCUAUAAAGUUGUUUUGAUUGGGGAUUCAGGUGUUGGAAAGACUUCGCUACUUACCCGAUUUACAAAAAACCAAUUUUCCUUUGAAAUUCGCUCGACAAUUGGCUUUCAAAAUGCUUUUCACGCUGUAGAAAUUGAAGGAAAAAUAGUAAAAGCAGAAAUUUGAGAUACAACUGGACAGGAAAGAAUAAGGCCUGCUAUGAAUCCAUUUUACAGAGGAGCAGUAGGAGCAUUGCUAGUUUUUGAUAUAACAAAUGCAGAAAGCUUUGCUGGAUUGAAUAACUGAUUAAAUGAAUUGUCAAACUUCGCAACAAAUAUCUCUUGCAUACUAUUGAUAGGAAAUAAAACAGAUUUGGAAAGUGAUAGAAAGGUUAGCCAAACCAAAGCUAUUCAGUUUGCGCAGAAAUUCAAUAAUAUGAUGUAUAUAGAAACUUCAGCGAAUACAGCGGAAAAUGUAAAUAAAGCAUUUGAGACGCUUUUAGGGAAUAUUCUCAGCAGCACAAUAAAAGCGAAGAAAGUAAGUGGAGGAGAGCAAUUAAAUUUAAAUGGGCCAGCAAAAAGAAUUGAAUUUGAGGAUAUGGUUGAAAAUGCCAGGCAUAGGAAGAAAAGGAAGAGACAUCAGCAAGAUAAUCCUCAAUGUGCCUGCGCCCUUGCAUGCAGUGUAUUUUAA